Molecule: messenger RNA, 285 nt
Organism: Entrophospora candida
Lineage: Eukaryota; Fungi; Glomeromycota; Glomeromycetes; Entrophosporales; Entrophosporaceae
Source: the annotation of a GenBank genome assembly
AAUGCAGGAAACAACACAAGGAUUAGUGUUAAAAUUCCUAGUUAUAAGGGAGGAUCUAAGGAGAAUGUAGUAGCUUGGUUGCAAACUAUUUUUCAAGCACAAGGAAUAGAUAAAGACACUACACAGAUCAAUUAUGCUGUUAUGGGAUCAGAAGCUGCUGCACUACACAGCUUUUCAGCCUCCAAACUACCAACAUCACCUCCACCAACAACUCAAGUGAUUAAAGCAAAUGGGAUCAGUGCAAGGUAUAAUAAAUGGUCAUUUGACUUGACUUUUCAACCUCAA